Camellia sinensis is the source of this 1077-nucleotide messenger RNA. The record is from RefSeq and is a predicted model, not a curated record. Lineage: Eukaryota; Viridiplantae; Streptophyta; Magnoliopsida; Ericales; Theaceae.
AUGGGUCGCCCGAAGCCUGUUGCUGUAGAUCUCUUAGCCGACCUAUCUCCCGACGUUGAUGCUGUUCCAACCCAAUCCAUGCCCCCACCAAAGCCAAAAAGAACAAAAAGGGCUCAGCCGAAGGCUAAAGUGACUCAGGUUGAAUCUGAGGACGCUUUACCUAUUUGCAAACUGGCUGAGAGUAAGAAGACUUCUUCUGCUCCUGCAAAAAGGUCUGCUGAAAACCCACCAUCUGGGUCCACACAGUCAAAGAAGCCAAGGUCGGCCUCAGCUACUACCUCGAGGUCCAAGAAACCGGAUGUCCCUUGGGCUCUCAAAAUUACUUUGGAAGACAGGCCAAUUAUGUCCAGUGAAAACGCCGACGACAUAAAUGUCGGCGUUGCCCUCAGCACGGCGUUGCUUCUUCCGGGUGACCUCGAGCGAAAUGCUGAGUAUAGUGAGUACGAGAAUUAUGCUUUAAUGCUCCAGCACUCCGUUCAAGCCAUCCAGCAUGCCCAUUCGUUUUCAACGCAAGCUUUUGAAAACAGAGCAAAGUUGGUCGAUCUGAAGAGAGAGGUUUCUGCCCUUAAAAAGGAAAACAAAUCUCUUCAAUUAAAGAUAAAAAAACUGGAAGACCAGGCUGAGGCUGCCACCAAAGCCCAAACCCUUGCCGAGGAAAAGGCCGAAUCUGCCGAGGCUAUUAGAAAGAUCGCUGAGGCUGAAAAGAGAGAGGACGAGGACAAAAAGGCCCAAGCGAAAAAAGAACUUCAAGAUGCUUUAUCUACUAAAGACGCUGAAAUCAAGGCGGCCGAUGAAAAGGCCUAUGCUCAAGGAAUGGCUGACGUUACAAGAGAAUACAAACUACAAGUCAGGCAGAAUGAGCAAGUCCUUGACUUGACUCAUGAGGAGGAUGAGGAUGUUAUCAAGGAGACCACUCCUGAGCAAGCAUCAUCUGAUGUUCCUCCAGUUGAUAAAAGUCUUGAUCAAACACUUGCCGAAAUUGAUGCCGAGAUUGCUGCAGAUGAGGAAGCCGAGGUAUCUCUUCAGGAGACUUCUGAGGUUCAGAUCCAGCCAGAUGCUGAUGUUGAAAAGUCUUAA